GUUUAUUUUUCUUAAAGGGUAUGCUCUUCUCCUCAGUGGAAUGUAUAAAAUCCACACAGGACCUAGUCAAGCUCUAUCUGCACGAAUCAAAUCGCGUUUAUCGGGACAAGAUGGUAGAAGAAAAGGACUUUGAUCUUUUUGAUAAGAUCCAGGCAGAAGUGGUCAAGAAGAUGUUUGAUGAUAUGGACGAGACCGUGGAGUGGACCCGAAGCCUGAACAUGUAUUGCCACUUUGCAAAUGGUGUUGGUGAGCCCAAGUACAUGCCUGUGCAGUCGUGGGAGCUUUUGACCCAGACUCUGGCGGAGGCCCUGGAGAACCACAAUGAAGUCAACACGGUGAUGGACUUGGUUCUCUUCGAGGACGCCGUGCGCCACGUCUGCCACAUCAGCCGCAUCUUGGAGGCCCCACGGGGGAACGCUCUGCUGGUUGGUGUCGGGGGCAGCGGCAAGCAGAGUCUGACGAGGCUCGCGGCUUUCAUCAGCUCCAUGGACGUCUUCCAGAUCACGCUGCGGAAGGGCUACCAGAUUCCUGACUUCAAGGCGGACCUGGCCAGCUUGUGCCUGAAAACCGGGGUGAAGAAUGUCAGCACCGUGUUUCUCAUGACUGAUGCCCAGGUGGCUGAUGAGAAGUUUCUUGUGCUCAUCAAUGACCUCUUGGCAUCUGGAGAGAUCCCAGAGCUCUACUCUGACGAUGAAGUGGAAAACAUCAUAAGCAACGUGAGGAACGAAGUCAAGAGCCGAGGGCUGGUUGACAACACAGAGAACUGCUGGAAGUUCUUUAUAGAUCGGGUCCGACGACAGCUGAAGGUACAGGAGGACUUGCCGCCAGGGGAGGCAGGGCCGGAGAUGGCACAUGGGGGCUUCUCUGAGUAUUCUGGCCACAGCCAUCUGUAUCGAUUGUCUGGGGCGUGGGUGGCAAGGGGGCAGUGCCCUUCUCAGCCUGAGCCCCUGUGCAGGGAUGCCCUUCUCCCAUGCUUCGUGGGCAGUGGGCUCCCUCUCCCUUCGCACAGUCCCAGCAUCUCUGCUCUCUUGGCUAGAGAGGCCAGCUAGCAUUUACAG
Molecule: messenger RNA, 1058 nt
Organism: Vicugna pacos (alpaca)
Lineage: Eukaryota; Metazoa; Chordata; Mammalia; Artiodactyla; Camelidae
Source: RefSeq, a predicted model, not a curated record